UUAAUAGCGCUCCGUAACUCUGACGUUUAUAAGUCUCUCUCUAUCUUUCUUUCUUUCUUUCUCGGCUUCCGGCUGCUCUCAAUCUUCCCAUUGCUCGACGGACUAUUCCACAUCGAUAAAACAGCACAGGAUCGUUUCGAAUUACCUCGUCUGGUCUCAGCCUAACCGCCUCUCAUCCGCUUUUGCACGACCGAUAGAAAACUUCAAUCGACAAUGUCAGCGACAUUCGGAAUGUGCGAGACUCCCGGUUGCAACGCCGUCGCGAGCCUGCAGUGUCCGACGUGUCUGAAAAUCGGCAUUCAGGGCUCGUAUUUCUGCAGUCAGGAUUGUUUCAAAGGGAGCUGGAAAACGCACAAAGUUAUUCAUCAAUUAGCGAAAGGAGAAAUUGUCACCAAAGCCUCCAAUACAUUCAAUCCUUGGCCGACUUACAAUUUUACUGGGAAAUUGCGACCGUACAAGAAAGAACAGCGCAGAGAAGUUCCCGAGCAUAUUAAUCGGCCGGACUAUGCCUUGCACUCUACUGGAAUACCGCUUAGCGAACAAGCUGUGAGAAGUUCGGGACAGAUAAAAGUUCUUGAUAAUGAGGAGAUUGAAGGCAUGAGAGUUGCUUGCAAGCUCGGCCGAGAAGUGUUGGACGAGGCUGCGAAGGCAUGCGACGUUGGCAUUACAACGGCCGAAAUUGACAGAGUGGUGCACGAAGCUUGCAUCGAGAGGGACUGUUAUCCGUCGCCAUUGAACUAUUACCUAUUCCCCGCCAGUUGUUGCACCUCCGUCAACGAAGUAAUCUGCCACGGCAUACCCGAUACUCGACCGCUGCAAUACGGUGACAUCUGUAAUGUCGAUGUCACGGUAUAUCACAAUGGUUUUCACGGAGAUCUGAACGAGACUUUCUUAGUGGGUAACGUGAAACCGGAAGUGAAGAAGUUGGUGGAAGUGACGUACGAAUGCCUGUCCAAGGCUAUCGACAUCGUGAAACCCGGUGAAAAGUAUCGAGAGAUCGGUAAUGUCAUUCAGAAGCACGCACAGGCGCACGGAUUCAGCGUAGUGCGCAGUUACUGUGGCCAUGGGAUCCACCGUUUGUUUCACACCGCGCCAAAUGUCCCGCAUUAUGCCAAAAACAAAGCAGUAGGCGUUAUGAAACCUGGGCACUGCUUCACGAUCGAGCCGAUGAUAUCCCAGGGAACGUGGAAGGACGAGACGUGGCCGGAUAAUUGGACCGCCGUCACCUCGGACGGUCAGUGGUCAGCGCAAUUUGAGCACACGCUUUUGGUAACGGAGACAGGUUGCGACGUUCUAACGAAACGACUUACGAGCGAUGGCAGGCCAUGGUUCAUGGAUCGUUUGUAGUAGCGUUUCUUUCGUCGAUUUUCCUACGACGUUUACAAUCUAAGCGAGAUUCACGCGAGUCUUGAUAGAAAUUCGACGUAAGUUGCGCUCGACAUAGCAUAGAAUCUGAAUUGUGCGAUUCGAAACGUCAGAAUCAAGUCGCAGGUGCCGAGAAGAGCGGGGACAGUGUAUAUAAAUUCGCAUCGUGGAAUUUUUCUCUUCUUUUUUUUUUCGAGUCAUUCCGGAAAAAAACUGCGGAAUGCUUCAGACUUACCGUGAAAACCUAAAAGUAGACAUCACGCGAUGUAAAGUUUUUAUACGAGUCUGCUCGACUUUUCAGCUUAAACCGGCUCAACUUUUUCACUCGGACUGGUUUUAUACGGCUUUUUUAAUCGAUGACGAUACUUUCUCCCUUGUGUGUGAUGAAAUUCCUUGGAUGUACAAAUGAAAUGUAGAAGAACUGUGUACAUAAUAAUGUAUAAAUUCUUUUCACAACGCGUGUAACUUGUUUCUGAAGUUCCGUCGUGCAUUUCAACAUCGUAGCCCGCGUCCGAAUUUGAAAAUGCUGGCGCGGGAUAUGUGAUGUUAUCAACCGGAGGGCUAAAAACUCUUUUUCACGCCUACAGUCACUGCGAUUCAUUUAGUUUGCAGUUGUGACGACAGGAUAUGAUGAUACGAUCAUUUCUGUUUUUACCACAGUGUUCGGCAAUCUGCGUCAUUAAGUUAACUUCGACUUUAUAGAAGCAUUCACACGUGCAUUUGUUGACAUCUCGCCCCAACUCAGACCGCCAAGUUUUCCUAGCUAAUUGAUAUAAUAGGUGAUUAACGCCGAGGCUUGGUGAAUCGAUACGAAUCGUAAUUUGUAUUUAUAGAUUCGCGUGUUCAAAUUACUAAUAACUCACUAUGAUGAUAACUAUUGUAUAUACGAUAUAGUAGCUUAUCAGUGCGAAUAUUUGAAAUAAAGAAAGUAAAAAAAAUUCUACAGAUGAAAGAGAGAGAGAGAGAGAGAGA
Messenger RNA from Dinoponera quadriceps, 2337 nucleotides. Its product is annotated as methionine aminopeptidase 1. Gene Ontology annotation, molecular function: metalloaminopeptidase activity. The record is from RefSeq and is a predicted model, not a curated record. Gene Ontology annotation, biological process: proteolysis. Bases 214 to 1347 code for a protein of 377 amino acids. The transcript is spliced from 6 exons. NCBI's taxonomy places the organism in Eukaryota, Metazoa, Arthropoda, Insecta, Hymenoptera, Formicidae.